AUGCUAAAUCAAUUUCAACAGAUUUUUCCGACCAAUACACCUCGUUUUCAUCCACAUAUUCAUCCACAACAUCGAAAUGAUCCACCAGAGGGUACAAUAGAAUUUUCCAAACUCAUCCAAUCCGUUGGCAAUCACUUUACAUUCAACUCGGAGUAUUGCAGUGUAGAGCAAAUAAUUUCACAUCAUCAUGAUGAGUCUACCGAUUCGACUAUUAUCGUUUCACAAUGUAGGAGACCGUUUUCAUGUUCAUGUGUAUUUAAAGUGAUUCGACGAAGGGUAACAAAUGGUCAGGAUGAAAAUUCAGAUAUUUCAAAAUAUAAUUCUGCAAAAUUUAAUGCCGUGGAUAAUAAUCAAAAUCCUAAUUAUGUAAUAAGGGAAUUUGAAUAUAGGAGUGAAGAUGGAAUGGAGCUAUGGAAGGAAUAUGUCAUUGUUUCUAAAUAUUAUGGAGAAUCUCUGUUUAGAAUGAUGAGGAGUCGUCGUGCUGGAAUUGCUGAGGAUAUUUCUGUAAUUUUCAUGUUGAAAGUAAUUUGUUCAUGUUUGGAAAAGUUGGAAAAUUUUCAUUUGAAUGGAAUAGUUCAUUGUAAUGUGGAACCUUCGAAUAUUUUUAAAGGUGAUGAUUUAAAUAUCGAGUUGGGCGGUUUGGGUUGUGUUCAAUUAUCAACUAGAAAUCCAGGAGUAUUGGUUGAUUGUAAAGGAUUUUUGAAAUGGAUGCCUAAAGCAUUUGUUGCACCUGAAGUUCAAACUAAACAAUUGAUUGGGCUUAAAAGUGACAUUUGGAGUUUGGGAAUGGUCUUGUUAAGGUUCUUAUUUCCAAAUCUAGUAAAUCUUGUAGUCAGUGAUUCCAAUAUUGAUGAGAUAUUUAAAGGUCUAUCCAAUGUAGAAAGAGAUGAUGCUUGUUGGAAUGAAAUUAAGAAUUUAAUCAAAUCAAUGCUAACAAUUGAUGUGAACAAAAGACCAACCAGUGGACAAUUAUUGAAUACCAUAACUAAUGGUAGUCGUUUUAGAGAUUCUGCUGAAACAUUGACGAAAUGCUUUAAAGAAAAUCGAGGUGUUGCUCUUCACCUUUGUAAAUUUAAUUAUGGCUCUUUCAAAUACCUGGAAUCAUUUCAUAGUGAUAGAGAGAUGGCCCUCAAGUAUAACGAUUCUUUCCAGUAUAUGGAUGAGGCUUUUCUAGAUGAUAGGGAUUUCAUAUUGGAAGCGGUAAGAAUAAAUCCCUACCUGGUGGACGAAUUGGAAGGAAUGGAUUUGCUAGAUAGAGAGAUACUUGAGGAGGCUAUCAAGGCAGAUGGAGAAGUAAUGAGUGGACUAGAUGAAAAAUAUCUAUUAGAUAGAGAGCUAGCUCUUUUGGCUGUCAGACAAAAUGGCCUAGCUCUAGAACAUAUUGCUAAUUAUUUUGGUGAUGAUGAAGAGGUUGUUUUGGAGGCUAUUAAGAACGAAGGACGUGCCAUUGAAUUUGCCUCAGCGAGAUUGAAGCGUAACAAGAAACUUGUUUCAAUGGCCCUUAAAGAUAAUCCAAUGGCAUUAAAUAAUAUUGAUCAAGAGGAAUUCGGGUUGGAAAGUGAUGAUGAAAGUAUUUUUCAUUCUGGUGGUGAGGAAGAUAAGGGCAAUGAAUUUCUAAAUCCACAAAUUAUAUGUAUUAGUGGAGGUUUCAUGAGCAACCAAUACGGUAAUAUGGAGUUUUCCCCUCAAUUACCACGUUUCAAUAAUUCUCCUCAAAAUAUUGGCCUAUUGCAAAAUAAGCAUGAGAUUAUUAAUGCAGUAACAAUGGAUGGUUUACUAUUGCAACACAUUCCAGAAGUAUUUAAAAACGAUGAACACGUGGUAAUUAAUGCAGUUCUAGGGAAUGCAAUGGCUCUUCAGUAUGCCUCCCCUAUUUGGCGAGAUAAUGAAACUGUUGUUCUGACAGCUAUUAGAAAAAAUGAAUCUGCCCUUCAAUUUGCCUCUCCCAGGUUGAGAAAUUGUAAAAAGUUUUUAACUUGUGCCCUUAGUAUUAAUGGAUUGACUUUGCAAUAUAUUGAUCCAUUACUUAUAGAUGAGGAAUUAAUUGUGGUUGCUGUAACUCAGAAUGCACGUGCACUUUUAUACACUCCCAACCAAUUGAAAACUAAACAUGUUGUCAUGCAAGCUGUAUCUCAAAAUGGACUGGCUCUUGAGAUGGUUCCAUCAAUGAACAAUGAUAGAGAGAUUGUUGGACAAGCAAUCUGUCAAAAUGGAUUGGCCUAUAGGAUGGCUUCUGAUACUUUGAAACAGGACCAGUCAUUAUUUGCUCUUGCAUUGAAAGGAAGAGGUGAUAAUUUGGCAGCAAUUUACUCCAAGACAACCCAUAACCACCAACAGGACAGUUUAUCAGUCUUUAUUCAAUUUCUAGAUAUUAUCAGAGAGGCACCAAUUGAACUAUUGAGUGAUACUCGAUUUGUUAAGGAAAGUGUGAAAAAUGCAGCAUUUCCAUUCUACCCAAAUUUCAACCUUGAUGACCAGAUAGUUAUGAAUAUCUGUAGAAAUAAUCAAGUUAAUAUUAAGAGGAAACAUUAUGGUGAGGAAGGUGUAGUAGAAAAUCCAACCAAACGAAAAAAGUAA
Messenger RNA from Naegleria gruberi, 2577 nucleotides. RefSeq lists its product as uncharacterized. The record is from RefSeq and is a predicted model, not a curated record. Bases 1 to 2577 code for a protein of 858 amino acids. Gene Ontology annotation, molecular function: protein kinase activity; ATP binding. Gene Ontology annotation, biological process: protein phosphorylation. The transcript is spliced from 2 exons. Lineage: Eukaryota; Heterolobosea; Eutetramitea; Acrasida; Naegleriidae.